Molecule: messenger RNA, 5292 nt
Organism: Closterium sp. NIES-67
Lineage: Eukaryota; Viridiplantae; Streptophyta; Zygnematophyceae; Desmidiales; Closteriaceae
Source: the annotation of a GenBank genome assembly
UUUUUCCGAAACUAGGCCCUUUUGCUUCCCCUCCCCUAUACCCCCACCCCUUCGAAUGGAGAUCUAGGGCUCUAGAUAGAGCCUGCUUAGGGACAUGCGAGGAAGCUGCGAUCAGCUGAUUUAGAUCUUAACGAACAAAGCUUAUUCCUUUUUUUAACCCUGCGGUUUUUUAAGUCCGCCAUCAGAACCCUAGAAAACCAGUGGUCGGAACCCAAUUAGCCAUGGCGGGCCCUUCGCCCAGCGCGACGCAAGACGGACCAGCUUCCAACAAGCCUGAGGGAUCUAGUGACUCUAAUGCAGCAGCUCCUACUGCCUCGGCUCCAUCAGCAGAGGCGCCAGUGACAGCAGGGGUUCCGCAUGGAGCGCAAGGCGCCGUCUCCGCAGGCCCCGCAGGUCCCGUAAUCGCAGGCCCGCCUGGAACCCUCCCCCCAAGCGCGGGGAUACCGGGCGCAGGGGGGGCAGUGGGCGCAGGGGGGGGAGUGGCGGGCGCGUCUCCUGUGAUGCAGCCGAUGGCGGGGGGGAUGCAGCACCUGCAGCCGUACAUGGUUCCGCCCAUGGGCCCGGACAUGCACGGCAUGUACUACCCUGGUAACGGCUACAUCCACCACUACUACUACGACUACUCCAUGUCAGGCUAUGCGGAUCCCCCGCGUAUGGCCCCGGAGCAGUGGGAGGAGUACAUGCGCAUGGCCGCGCGGAUGGACGGGGGAGCGAGCAUGAUGGACGGCCAGCAGCCGCCGCCAGGGUUUGGGUAUCACAUCCCGCACUAUCCGCACCCGCACAUGCCCCCCGGCCUCAUGCCUCCCCAAGUGCCCGGUCAGCCGCCCCAGCCGCACAUGAUGCACCCUCCCCAACCCGGGCAACAGCAACCCCCGCCACCGUUAACAGCGCAGCAACAGCAGCAGCAGCAAGGGCAACAGCAAGGACAGCAGCAGCAGGAUGAGCAGCAAACGCAAAGCGCGCAGCAGCAAGAUCAGAAUCAAGCGCAGGGUAGCAACCAGCAGCCAGGGCAGCAGCAGCAACCGGGCCAGCAGCAGGUGCAGCAGCAAGGACAGCAACCCAACCAGCAGCAGCAGCAACCCCAGCAGCAGCAGCAGCAGCAGCCGCCACCGCACCCAUCCCAGCAGCAGCAGCAGCAGCAGCAGAACAUGGCUCUUCAUCACCCCCCUCCCGGCUUCAUGCCUUUCAUGCCCCCGGGCCCGCACCCCUCUAUGAUGGGCGGUCAAAUGUUCGGCGCCCCCCCUCCUGGGUACCCCUUCCAAGGCCCCAUGUUCCAGCCGCCCCUGCUCCGACCCCCUUCGCCUGGAGACCCAGCGCAACCAGGUGAUUCCGCUCAGCCAGGCGCAGCUUCAGCCCACAUCCGCCCGGGUCACAUGCCCCCUGGUGUUGGCCCCCCCCCGCACAUGCCCCACAUGCCCAUGCACGCCUACCCCCGCCCCUCCCCCAUGUCUUCCGCAUCUCCCCCCGUAAACCCCCUCCCCAUGGGACGGGGGGGGUACAAUCUCCUCCCCCGAGGGGGGCAGCAGCCUAUGGGCGGGCGUGGGGGGGGCGGACGCGGGGGGGAGGGUGGCGGAGGAGGAGGAAGGGGAGGUGGGCGCGGAUGGGGGGGGAACAAGCGGGGAGCAGGCCCUGGGAGUGGGGGGCAGGGAAGCGGAGGGGGAAGUGGGGCGGGCGCGAGUUCAGCUGGGACAGGAGGGGGAGCGGUUUCUGCAGCAGGGGGGGGAGGAGCGGGGGCAGGGUCAGGGGCAGGGGGAGCAGCUGGGGGAAACACCGGAGGGGCAGGGUCACCUGCAAAUAGAGGGGCUGGUCUUUUAGGAGGCAUGGGGGGACAGCAGCAGCAGCAGGGGCAGCAGCAGGGGCAACUAAACGGAAUCUUUGAUGGGUCUAACGAGCAGAACAGAGGCCCGCGAACGGGUAGAAGUAGGGGGCAAGGUCUAAUAACCCCCCCCGCCCCUGGCGCUUCCAUUACCCCCCUGGUGGGCGGUCCUGCGCCCAUGCCUAUUGGCGCAGUGGCUGGCCCUAUAGGGGAACCCAUAGGUGCUGCUGCUGCUGCUGCCGCCGCAGCAGCGGGGGGAGGAGGCGGAGUGGGGACAGGGGCAGGAGCAGGAGCAGGAGCAGGGGCAGGGGGAGCGGUGGGGGCAGGGGGAACAGGGGCAGGAGCAGGAGCAGCAGGAGCAGGGGGGCGGGGCGGAAUAACGCUGCGUCCAGACGAGUACAACCGGGCGGAUUUCAAGACGUCGUACGACUCGGCGCGGUUCUUUGUGAUCAAGAGCUACAGCGAGGACGAUGUGCACAAGAGCAUCAAGUACGGCGUGUGGGCUUCCACUCCGAAUGGGAACAAGAGGCUUGAUGCUGCCUUCAAGGAUGCGUCUGGGAAGACCGGAGGCCCCUGCCCCGUCUUCCUCUUCUUCUCGGUGAACGCGAGUGGGCAGUUCUGUGGCGUGGCGGAGAUGCUGACAGCGGUGGACUUCUCUCGCAGUGUCGACUAUUGGCAGCAGGACAAGUGGAAUGGCCACUUCCAAGUGAAGUGGCAUGUGAUCAAGGACGUCCCCAACUCGCAGUUCCGGCAUAUCAUCAUUGCAUCGAACGAUGGGAAACCCGUCACCAACAGCAGGGAUACUCAAGAGGUGCCGUUGAACCAGGGCCAGGAGAUGCUGCGCAUAUUCAAGUCGUACUCGUCGCGCACUUCCAUUCUGGAUGACUUCACCUUCUAUGACAGCCGCCAGCGCGCCAUGCAGGAGAGAAAGACGCGGCAGCCCCACCCGAUGCAGCAGCAUCCCCAGCAGCACCCGCAGCAGCAGCAGCAGCAGCAGCACUACCAGCACCAGCAGCAGCACUUGCAGCAGCAGCACCAUCAGCAGCAGCUGCAGCAGCAGAGGCGGAUUGUAGUGGGUCGGAAUCCGGGACCUGUGCUGCUGCCUCAGCCUCGACUGGACUCUCGUCCCCUUGACUUCCCCUUCCUGCCUCUGAUGCCUCUCGGCCCCAUCAACCCUGCUUUCAACCCUGCCGGCAUGCCGCUUCCCUCCGCGGCUGCUCCUGGGACGGCUGCUGGUGCUGCUGCUGGGUUUGGUGGGCAUGCUAGGAUGAUGUACCCUCACACUCACACGGGGCCUAUAGGCGCUGCUCCUGGUGCCGGGAGGGGGAGAGGGGGGCGUGGAGGAGGGGGAGGGGGCGGGGGAGGAGGAGCAGGGUCAGGGCUAGGGGUGGGAGGAGCAGGGGGGGUGGGCGGAGGAGGAGUGUCUAGUAGUGCGAGCGCGCUUGCUAGUAUGCUGCCUGCUUCUGUGCUUCCUAGCCCAACGCCUGCCGGCGCUGCUGCUGCUGCGCUAGCUAAAGGGGAGAAACCAGGAGCCGCACUGGCUGCUGGUGAUGGGGCAGCAGCAGGGGCGAAACAGGAGGGGGUUGGAGGAGGGAAUGCAGGGGGGAAGGGAGGGGAGCAGACAGCAGCAGUGAUUGCGGAAGGCGUGGCAGCUCUGUCUCUUGGGGAGGGGAAGUGAGGGAGGGGAAGGGAGGCAGUGCUGGGGCUGGUGGUGAUGGGGCAUUGGCAGGGGCGGAGCAGGCGGGGUUAGAGGAGGGAAUGCAGGGGGGAAGGGAGGGUAGCAGACAGCAGCAGCAGUUGCAGAAGGCGUGGCUGCUCUGUCUCUUGGGGAGGGGAAGUGAGGGGAGGGGAAGUGAAGGGAGGGGAAGGGAGGCAGUGGUGGUGCUGCUGGUGAUUGGGCAGCGGCAGGGGCGAAACAGGAGGGGGUUGGAGGAGGGAGUGCAGGGGGAAAGGGAGGGGAGCAGACAGCAGCAGCGAUUGCGGAAGGCGUGGCAGCUAUGUCUCUUGGGGAGGGGAAGUAAGGGGAGGGGAAGGGAAGCGAGCAGCGGCAGGGAGGAACCAGGAGGCAGUGGGAGGAGGGAGUGCAGGGGGGAAUGGAGGGGAGCGGACAGCAGCAGCGAUUGCGGAGGGCGUGGCAGCUCUGGAAGGGGAUGAAGGCAUUGAGGUGUCUUUUGAGUUGGCGCAAAGGACAGCUGAAGUGAUGCAUCAGGUUGUAGGCAGGAGAGAUUGGAGCACUGGAGGAGAGGUUGGGAAGGACAGCAGCAAGAGAGCAGAGCAGCAGUCUGAGUUGGGAGUCCGGGUGAAGGACAGCUGAAGUGAUGCAUCAGGGUUUAGGCAGGGGAGGUUGGAGCACUGGAGGAGAGGUUGGGAAGGACAGCAGCAAGAGCCGCGGUAAAAGAGCGGCAUUGAGAGCAGCAGCAAGAGCAGCGGGAACAUGGUUUUGUUGAAGUUAACAACAGCGAGGGAGCUUGAGUAGCAGCAGCGGGAAGGAUUGGGUGGGAAGGUUGGCACGCAGGAGGGAAGGGUGGGAGGCAGCUGCGGUAGUAGAAACAGCAAGGUGGCAGGAGGGGCAGCAGUAGUGAGCGCCAGCAGCGAAGGUUGGGCUUGGGGGCUAGUGUUGUCGGUGGGAGCUACAACAGAGGUGUGCAAUGAGGGGAGCAGGAGUGGAGUGUGGUAUUGUUUGAGUAGAAAUCGGUGGUAAUGGUGGCAGGAGGCAGCGGUAAUGGUAGAGGUAUUGAUGGAAAAAACAGAAAGUGGGCGGGGGGAAGGAGAUAAGGCAAGAGCGAGGGCGAAGUUUCGAAAGAAAGCAGAAAAGAGGGAGCUGAAAGGAGGGAGAUGAAAAGAGGGAGGUGGAAGGAGGGAGCUGAAAAGAGGGAGGUGGAAGGAGGGAGGUGAAGAAGGGAGGGAGCUGAGAGGGAGCUGAGAGGGAGCUGAGAGGGAGCUGAGAUGGCAGAAACUUCAAGCGGGUGGCUGUGGCCUUGGGGAGCAUGGACAUGGUAGAAUGGGCGAUUUACCAAAGAAGGGAUGAUGUGGAGGAUGAUCGGAACGAUGUUGAUGUCGCAGAAAAGGAUGGAAGUUGGGAGUGAGUGACGAUGAAAAAGAAGGGGUGCUGUCGAAGGGAGAAGCAGGCAGGUGGCCAAAAGUGGAUGACUGCUCGAGUGGCUUUUUCGGAAGGGACAAUACCAAAUCUUGAACAUCAGCAACGUGAAGUAUGGGAGGGAGUGAAGAUGAGCCUGGGGAAGGAUGAUAAGGGAGUCGAAAAAGGCUCUUGGUCGUUCAGUCCUUUCCCACCUUGUGCUACCAUCACUUGUCCCUUCUUUCUGUCCUCCCAAGUUAGGAAUUGCCGUGGGAGGCAUGUAGGUUGGGCAGCAUGGAUACCAUGUAUGGUCGUGCUAGAUUUUGUCAUUUGGACUGAGUGAGCAAAUGUUGUGCAAUGCGCUGGACGAAUGAAUCCUCAUGCAUGACAAAAUCAGUGA